This is a messenger RNA of Penicillium cinerascens, 303 nucleotides long. RefSeq lists its product as uncharacterized. Lineage: Eukaryota; Fungi; Ascomycota; Eurotiomycetes; Eurotiales; Aspergillaceae. The record is from RefSeq and is a predicted model, not a curated record. Bases 1 to 303 code for a protein of 100 amino acids. The transcript has 2 exons.
AUGGCUCUCCUUCUUGGGGCCGCCUAUGGGGCAUCGGUAGUGGCCCGUAUGACUCUGGGCGCGAUUGAGGAGUACAUGCGCACGUGGAGCUCAUGUCACAAGUGGCAGCAACAGUUCCCGCACCGGAAACGUCGUGCAGAAUAUGAAUGUGGUGAGGGCGAUGGGAUUGACCAGAUGAUGGAACCUAUUCGAGAGGCUGAGCCUGGAUUACGUGGAGAGGGAUCCCGAAACAGUGUGGAUUGGAAGGGGAUCGAGAUCGAUGUGGAAUGGGGCAGUGCUUUGGUCCUAGCGCGCAAACGGUAG